AUGGCUGAAGUGAUUAACAUGCCGGUCGAUUCCCUCGACCGUCGCGGCGGGGGAGGCGGAGGAGGAGGAGGACGCGACAGGAAGGAUAAACCACCCACCGAUGAUCCACAAUCACAAUCUUCUCCUCCACCACCUCCUCCUCCUCCUCAACGACGCCGUGAGAGAGACUCGAGAGAGAGACGUGAAGACUUCGAUAGACCACCGAAUCGACGUGGAGGCGAUUAUUAUGAUAGGAAUCGGUCCCCGCCACCUCCGCAACGAGAGAGGGAGAGAGAGUAUAAGAGGAGGAAUAGUAUGAGUCCUCCACCUCCGUUGCCGUAUAGAGAUAGGAGACAUUCGCCGCCGCCGAGGAGGUCGCCUCCGUAUAAACGGUCCAGGAGGGAGGAUGGUGGGUAUGAUGCUAGGAGAGGAAGUCCUAGAGGUGGAUUUGGAGGUGGUGAUCGAAGGUUUGGAUAUGAUUAUGGUGGUGGAUAUGACCGUGAGAUGGGAGGUAGGCCAGGUUAUGGUGAAGAAAGGCCUCAUGGCCGAUACAUGGGUCGUGGAGGUGGAUAUCAAGGUGGUCCUCCAGAUUGGGAAUCGGGACGUGGUGGUUAUGGCGAUGCUUCCAACACAGUGCCUGCUCAAAGAGAAGGCUUGAUGUCAUACAAGCAAUUCAUGCAGGAGCUUGAAGAUGACAUACUGCCAUCUGAAGCUGAGCGCAGAUAUCAAGAAUAUAAGUCAGAGUAUAUUUCAACUCAGAAACGGGUUUUCUUUGAGGCUCAUAAAGAUGAGGAAUGGUUGAAAGACAAGUAUCAUCCGACCAAUUUGGUUGCCGUCAUUGAAAGGAGGAAUGAACUUGCACGGAAGGUUGCAAAAGAUUUUUUGCUUGAUUUGCAGAGUGGAACAUUAGACUUAGGUCCUGGUGUCAAUGCACUAUCACCAAAUAAAUCAGGACAGGCAAGUGAUCCAAAUUCUGAUGACGAGGCAGAGACUGGUGGCAAAAGAAGAAGGCAUGGUCGGCCACCUGCUAAUGACUCUGAUCUUCUUUCAGCUGCUCCAAAGGCUCAUCCAGUAAGUUCAGAACCCAAGAGAAUCCAAGUUGAUGUUGAACAAGCACAGGCCCUUUUACGGAAACUUGACUCUGAAAAAGGCAUCGAAGAAAAUAUUUUAAGUGGAUCUGAUAAUGAAAAAAUGAGUAGAGAGAAAUCCCAUGCCACUGGCCCUGUUAUCAUCAUACGAGGCUUAACCUCAGUCAAGGGCCUUGAAGGUGUGGAACUACUGGAUACACUUAUAACAUAUCUUUGGCGGGUCCAUGGUUUGGAUUACUAUGGAAUGAUUGAAACAAAUGAAGCUAAGGGUCUUAGGCAUGUGAGAGCCGAGGGAAAGAGUUCUGAUACAAGCAACGGAACUGAGUGGGAAAAGAAACUUGACCUGCGCUGGCAAGAGAGAUUGAGGGGUCAAGAUCCUCUAGAAAAAAUGACUGCUAAGGAGAAGAUAGAUGCUACUGCAGUUGAAGGUUUGGAUCCAUAUGUCCGGAAAAUUAGAGAUGAGAAGUACGGUUGGAAGUAUGGUUGUGGAGCCAAGGGUUGCACAAAGCUCUUCCAUGCUGCUGAGUUUGUGCACAAGCAUCUCAAGCUGAAACACCCAGAGCUUGUGAUGGAGCUGACCGCCAAAGUGCGGGAAGAGCUGUAUUAUCAGAACUAUAUGAAUGAUCCAGAUGCACCUGGUGGCACACCUGUUAUGCAGCAGUCCAUACCGAAGGAUAAGCCACAAAGGCGCAAGCUUGGUCCGGACAAUCGGUUGAAGGAUGAACGCGGAAACCGUAGAGAACGUGACAAUAGAGCAAAUGGCAACGAAAGAUUUGAUAGAUCUGAAAAUCCACAGUCAGGCGACUUCCAAUCUAAUGAUGGUCCUGAUGGAGGAAAUCGCGAUGAAGCAAUGUUUGAUUCUUUCGGAGGACAAGGCAUCCGUGUACCUCCUCCUUUCCCCUCAGAUAUAGCUCCUCCACCAGUUUUGAUGCCUGUUCCUGGAGCUGGUCCACUGGGGCCUUUUGUUCCUGCCCCACCUGAAGUUGCGAUGCGCAUGUUUAGAGAUCAGGGUGGUCCCCCUCCAUUUGAAGGUGGUGGCAGAAAUGCAAGGCCUGGGCCCCAGUUAGGUGGGCCAGCCCCUAUUCUUCUAUCACCAGCCUUCCGACAGGAUCCUCGACGUAUACGCAGUUAUCAAGACCUAGAUGCACCUGAGGAUGAAGUCACUGUUAUAGAUUACAGGAGUUUUAGAAUCAUCGCCUUGUGCUUAAAGCAAUUAAGGGCAGCUCUUCUCUGCGUUAAUGGUAAAGCUGCACACUAUGAUAUGAAUUCAGAUUGGGUCAUUGAUGAAAAGUGGUUCUGA
Molecule: messenger RNA, 2367 nt
Organism: Dovyalis caffra
Lineage: Eukaryota; Viridiplantae; Streptophyta; Magnoliopsida; Malpighiales; Salicaceae
Source: the annotation of a GenBank genome assembly